This is a messenger RNA of Fusarium coffeatum, 2319 nucleotides long. RefSeq lists its product as uncharacterized. Gene Ontology annotation, molecular function: chitin synthase activity. The transcript is spliced from 3 exons. The record is from RefSeq and is a predicted model, not a curated record. Gene Ontology annotation, cellular component: cell septum; cell periphery. The coding region runs from base 1 to 2319 and encodes 772 amino acids. NCBI's taxonomy places the organism in Eukaryota, Fungi, Ascomycota, Sordariomycetes, Hypocreales, Nectriaceae.
AUGGCAGUGCUGAACGACUGGCCUCCAGAGAACAUUAUCUACACCAGCAUAGUGGGUGUUGUUCUCCUAAUGGCAUGCCUCGAGUGGUUCUUAUGGCUUGCAGCCUUUGUUUACUGCAUCGUCAAGGUCUUUCAAAAGUCAGAACACUGGUCUAUCAAUGUGCUAUGCAUUAUCGUCGGAACCGCCUUUGUUCUUCUACGAGUUAUAUUCCUUCCGAUCAUGGUGGUCACAUUGCCCCUUCCCGAUACAGUUACAAGACUCUGGCCAGACGAGAUGGUAUCAUUUCUACAGUGGUUCGCCUUUUGGGCCUUUGCUAUCCUCUUGACAGUGCCAUGGCUGUUUUGCAUCUACCAAGUCGUGACAAACCAACUCGGGCGAACGAAGCGAAUAAAGCAGGUUCUAGACGAUGUCACGGCGCCCAAAGUCGUCGUCGUUAUGCCUUGCUAUCGAGAAGAGCCAGAAGUCCUCAUCAAAGCUAUCAACUCGGUUGUCGACUGCGAUUACCCUCCGGCAUGUAUUCAUGUUUUCCUAUCCUUUGACGGAGAAGACGAAGACGACCUAUAUCUCAACACAAUCCGUCAGCUGGGCGUACCGUUGACAAGAGAGUCAUAUCCUGGAAGUAUCGACGUUAAGUACCGAUCCGCACGAGUGACCAUCUCCCGUUUCCCACACGGAGGGAAGCGUCACUGCCAGAAAGUGACCUUCAAACUUAUCGACCGAGUAUAUGAAGAGUAUCUUAAGAGAAAUGAUAACCUCUUCAUCCUUUUUAUCGACUCUGACUGCAUAUUGGACAAAGUAUGUUUGCAAAACUUUGUCUACGAUAUGGAGCUCAGUCCCGGUAAUACUAGAGAGAUGCUGGCUAUGACAGGCGUCAUCACCUCGACGACAAAGAAACACAGCAUUAUUACUCUACUGCAGGAUAUGGAGUACAUUCAUGGGCAGCUGUUUGAACGGACAGUUGAGUCCGGUUGCGGCUCUGUCACCUGUUUGCCAGGAGCGCUGACCAUGCUGCGCUUUUCAGCUUUUCGAAGAAUGGCCAAAUACUACUUUGUGGACAAGACAGAGCAGUGUGAGGAUCUGUUUGACUUCGCCAAAUGCCAUCUUGGAGAGGACCGCUGGUUGACACAUCUCUUCAUGAUCGGUGCCAAGAAAAGGCACCAGAUCCAGAUGUGUACGUCGGCAUUCUGCAAGACAGAGGCUGUCCAGACAACUCGGUCCCUGAUUAAGCAGAGGCGCCGAUGGUUCCUCGGUUUCAUAACGAACGAAGUUUGUAUGCUUACCGAUUGGCGUUUGUGGAAACGAUAUCCUAUCCUGAUCCUGGUCCGAUUCAUGCAGAAUACCAUACGUACAACAGCUCUACUCUUCUUCAUCAUGGUAUUGGCUUUGAUGACGACAGUCAAGAAAGUGGACGACCUCCCCGUAGGAUUCAUUGCUAUCUCUCUUGGGCUCAACUGGAUGCUGAUGCUCUACUUUGGAGUCAAGCUGCGACGAUUCAAGAUCUGGCUGUACCCGCUCAUGUUCAUUCUCAACCCGUUUUACAACUGGUAUUACAUGGUGUACGGGAUUUUCACAGCAGGGCAGCGAACUUGGGGAGGGCCGCGAGCCGAUGCUGCGGCAGCGGACAGUCAUACAACAGCAAGAGAGGCGGUAGAACAAGCUGAGAAACAAGGAGACGAGCUAAAUAUCGUCCCGGAGACUUUCAAGGUGGCACACAAAGCGCGUAAGACUGCCUCGAACCGUGAGUCGACCACAACAAGCGAAAUCAGUCGAACAAGAAGCGUGGUGCGUCCGCCUGACAAGAUUGAUGGAAAGUUCUCGGCACGUCAAAAGACUGCAUUGGGAACAUAUGCUCAUCCAGACGAAAUCGAUGCAAGCGCUGUGGAUGUCGAGAAAGGAAAAGGCGCAGCUGGAGGUUUCUUCAAUGAUCGCGACUCGUUGGAUAGUAUCCCGUCGGCUCGAGAUGCCGGCCUGGGGGUUGGUACACCACGACGGAUGAAGCUUUUGAUGAAUGAAGAGAAUCUUCGGAAGUAUCAACUCGCGCAACGGAUGCAGAGUCGAGUUUCUGGAAACGACGAGACGGCAGGUGCCUACAUCCAAACAAACGAAUUCUCGGCUUUUCCUCAAGGACACUCGGCAAGCAUGAAUGACGUUAUCUUGGGUGACAUAGGUGCCAAUAAUGCUGUCGCUAGUGGCCGCCGGAGUGAGGGUAUUCAGAGAUACUCACAGGGCACAGGAUCAGACAACGAACGAUCGAGGCAUGACAGAAACUUAUCCUUUGCUAGUCGUAUGGCAAAAGGGAGACCGAAAGGAAGUCGCUAA